Messenger RNA from Gracilinanus agilis (Agile Gracile Mouse Opossum), 1118 nucleotides. RefSeq names its product MYB binding protein 1a (gene MYBBP1A). Gene Ontology annotation, biological process: regulation of DNA-templated transcription. The record is from RefSeq and is a predicted model, not a curated record. The transcript has 6 exons. Gene Ontology annotation, molecular function: transcription factor binding; transcription corepressor activity; sequence-specific DNA binding. Bases 93 to 1040 code for a protein of 315 amino acids. NCBI's taxonomy places the organism in Eukaryota, Metazoa, Chordata, Mammalia, Didelphimorphia, Didelphidae. Gene Ontology annotation, cellular component: nucleolus.
CACAGGGCUCUGGCUGCCUGGACCUGGCCCGGGUGUCGCAGCUGUACACCGAGGCGCUGACCGGCUUCCUGUCCAAGCGGAACAGCCCCCUCAUGACCGCCAUGUUCGUGGACCUCUUCACCCGCCACCCGAUGCUGUGCCAGCGGCUGGUCCCCGUCGUCCUCCCGUUUGUCACGGAUGGAGUCCGGCCUUACCAGCAGGCCCAGGCGUGUCUGAUGCUUCUCAAGGCCCUGCAGCUCCGGGAGCUGAAGCUGGCACUGGGGGCCCCCGGCUGGCAGGAGCUCAUCAGAGACAGUGUCCAGCGGGUCACUGAGAGCCUGCAGGUGAGCAAUCAGGGGGUGAACAAGAGCACCAACCUCAAGAUGUUCAAGGCCCUGGAGCUGCUGGUCUUCCUCAUCCGGACAGUGAAGGAGGAGAAGCUGCCCGUUGGCCUGGAGGCGCCCCUGGCCGUGCUGCAGGAGCUAAGGCAGAGGGGUGUCCUGCGCGACAGGGGCCGGCUCUCGGACAUCACGUGGCAGGCCCUGAAGCUGCUGGGCAUCCAGCGCCCCAAGGAGGACAAGGCCCGGCCCCCAAAGAACAAGGAAGACGCCGCGGCCCCUGAGGGUCCGGGGAGCCGCAAACGCAAGAAGGGCUUCCUCCCGGAAACCAAGAAGCGCAAGAAGAGGCAUCAGGAGGAGGGGGCAGCAGAGGCCCCCACAGCCGAGGGAGGCCUUGGAGGGAAGAAGAAGAGGAGGCGGCGGAGGCGGCGGCCGAAGCAGCAUCAGGCACUCCCUGGGCCUGGGGUGAAUGAGAGCCCACAGUCCCCCUCAGGACCUCCAGGCCCAGACACCAGCCCGGAGGAAGCUCCUGCCUCCAGAGGGCCCAAAGGGAAACACCGGGCUGGCAAGAGGAAGGACAGCCCAGACGCCACCCCUGCGGCCGCCCCACUGGUGAAAAAGGCCAAACUGCCCACUACGGGUGGGAAAGGUGGCCCCAAGACCGGGCCGAGGAAGAAACCAAAGCCGGGGGCCGAUGGCAGCGGUGCCACACUGGCAUUCUGAGGACUCCAGAGACCUUAUUUUUUUAUCCUAAAUCCAAUAAAGGUCAUCUCUGCAGCCCCCUGGGCUGCCCACGCCUGC